ACCGGAAGCUGUGUUAUUGCGCUGGCUAGUGGAGCAUAAUGCAAAACUGCUGCUUCCGCACUGCUUCCUUGUUUAUUUAGUUUUAGGAAAAACAGUGCCUUUAAAGUUAAUUGUUUCAUUCUCGGGAAACGGUGGGAACUACUCAACAAGAUUUACGAAUCCACGGCCACUAGAAGUGCUCGCGCAGAGACAAACCCAUAACGUCUAGUCGGGAUCUGACUUUCGGUCUGAAUGGCCACAGCUGCAGAGGAGCCUCCAGAGCUGCAGGGCCUCUCUGGUAACCUGCAGAGUCAGUUCUGGAGGAGACUGUCUUUUCUCAGAGGUAAAAAACGAGCUUCGACUGGGACCCAAAAAAAUGCUUCUCCCGAGAUUCCAAGCACCAGCAUGUCUCCGGCCAUGAAAAAGACUAUCGGCCAUCGUGGAAUUGAUCCCACUGGGGAGACGACGUACAAGAAGACAACAUCUUCAGCCCUGCAAGGCGCUAUCCAGUUAGGCAUCGCGCACACGGUGGGGAGCUUAAGCCAGAAACCUGAGAGAGACGUGCUGCUGCAGGACUUUGAAGUAGUCGAAAGCAUCUUCUUUCCCAGUGAGGGCAGUAACCUGACACCAGCCCACCACUACGGAGACUUCAGGUUCAAGACGUACGCCCCAAUGGCCUUCCGGUACUUCAGAGAGAUGUUUGGCAUCCGACCUGAUGACUACAUGUACUCUCUGUGUAAUGAUCCGCUCAUUGAGCUAUCAAACUCCGGGGCAAGUGGAUCUCUCUUCUACGUCUCCAGUGACGAUGAGUUCAUCAUUAAGACAGUGCAGCACAAAGAGGCGGAGUUUCUGCAGAAACUGCUCCCAGGUUACUUCAUGAACCUGAACCAGAACAAGCGGACCUUGUUACCAAAGUUUUAUGGACUCUACUGUGUCCAGUCGGCGGGUAAGAACAUCCGUAUCGCAGUCAUGAACAAUCUGCUCCCGAGUGCUGUACAAAUGCACCUCAAGUACGAUCUAAAGGGCUCCACCUACAAGCGGCGGGCCUCAGCUAAAGAGAAAGACAAGUCUGUGCCUACAUACAAGGACCUGGACUUCCUGCAGGACAUGCAUGAUGGGCUGUUAUUGGAGGGGGACAAGUACAGUGCUGUUUGCAAGACCAUCCAAAGAGACUGCCUGCUUCUGCAAAGCUUUAAGAUUAUGGACUACAGCCUUCUGGUGGGAAUCCACAAUGUAAAUCAAGCCUGUCGAGAGCAGGCCAGCAAAGAGUCGGUGGUCGGGGCUGUGGACCAACGGAGGCCACAAGGUCAAAAGCCCAUGUACAGCACUGCUAUCGAGGCCAUCCAGGCUGAGGCAGGGAGCAUUGGAUCACCGGAGACAGAGGACCAGACGGGAGGAAUCCCAGCACGAAACUCAAAAGGCGAGAGGCUGCUGGUGUAUAUUGGUAUCAUCGACAUUCUGCAGUCCUACAGAUUAGUAAAGAAGCUUGAACACUCGUGGAAAGCUCUGGUUCACGAUGGGGACACUGUAUCGGUACACAGACCGAGUUUCUACGCAGAACGAUUUCAGAAGUUCAUGUGCAAUGCAGUCUUCAGGAAAAUCUUAUUAAAGACUUCGCCAUCUAAGAAGCGCCGUGCAGUAACACAUGGUCCUUUGAGGAAGACAGCUGGCGCAGGGCCUUUUCUUAUGACCCAAACAAGCAGCAACAGCCAGCACUCUUUCCUCCAAGUCAGCUCUGAGACCAAAGACGAACCUGAAGGAGACCACGUCAUGCAGUCAGGUCGUCCUGACCUCCUCCCAAAGACCUUACCGGCCAGCAGCGCUGUUGGCAACGUUACCGAAACCAGCUUCUCCUCCUCCUCGGGAAACCCUGGAUCUGUUCCCACAAGUCAGCCUCCGUCUCCUUCUCAGGAUUCCUACAAGCAAGCAGGAGUGGAUUUAAACAACACACUAAGCAAAGACCAGGAGCUCAGCUCCCUCAAGAAAGCUCAGUAUGAUGACAGUAUCAGUUCUGAGGAUGUGAUCUCACUCAGUGACAUCGUUACACAAGCAAGCAAAUGCUCCGUGUAAAAGAAUGAACUUGUGAACGGAGACAAACUUGGAGGAAGUCACGAGCGUGGAUGAAUUGUUACGACUCCCCUUGGUGUGAUUUGAGGUAAAGUUUACGGUGCAUCAGCGAGACCAAGAGGGACAUUAAAUGUUGUUGUUUUGCACUAUGAUUUCCAAAUCGAUACAUGGUAUGUCAAUGGGUGGUUGUGUUCUGACACUAGUAAUUGCGGGUACAUUUAUGCUGUGGUUAUUGAACACUAUUAUUCAUCUCAUAGGAAUGCUUUUAUGCACAACCAGAUUGUUCUUGGCACUGAUGUGCUAAACUCAGCCAGCAUUUGAUGUCGAGUUUAACACGAGGUCUUUGCCUUAUUUGCAACUGUCGUUAUUUAAGCGUUGCUUUUCAAAUUCAUUUUCUCUAUUUUAGAAUGAAUUCCUCAUUCGUGUUUACCAAAUGCUGUAGCACGUCCUUGUGCAUACUCGUCUCUGUACGUGUCUGUCCCGCCACUCAAAGGCCCAAGCCGAGAGUAUGGUCCCUGCUACAUGAUUGACUAAGUUGUCUUAACACAAAACCAUAUUAUUCGGGUUGGGAACACUGUUUUAAAUAAAACAUUUUUUAAAGCAAUUACUGUAUACGUACUGAGUAAACUGCCUUUUUUUAAGCCUGCUCUAAAUGCAAAUCAUGCUGGAAAAAGAGGUGAGCCUUAGCUUGUGUUUUUUUAUUUAACCAACUAUUCUAAUAAUGGACUGUGAAUCCUAAAUGUCACCUCAUGUUCGGGUCAAAGGGUUAUAUUGAAAUUAUUUUUUUAUACAUACACUGUACAGUUUAAUAUCCAGUUGCAGGUUGAUUGUGUAGACUGGCUUAUGUCUAAAUGUGAGCAAAGAACUGAUACUCUGACCUGGGGCCUGUCUCGUGAAGCAAUACCAGCGAGUCAGUUUAAGGUGGAUUUCAUAUAAAAGAACCACUUCCCUACUGAUCAAUUGAUUGGGGGAAAUUGACUCACAAUUUUACAUGAGCUCAAUAAACAUAAACACAUAACUUUUGAAUGUCAUGUAUGACACGAUUACAAACGUGGUACAAUCACUUUGUUUUUCCUUAUAAAUUCAGACAUUUUAAAUAGUGAAUGUUUGCAGUAUAAGCCGGUGUCCCACUGUGGCUGUAAAAUGGAAUAAAAACAGUUUCUAAAAGAGCAUUAAA
This is a messenger RNA of Cyclopterus lumpus (lumpfish), 3223 nucleotides long. RefSeq names its product phosphatidylinositol 4-phosphate 5-kinase type-1 alpha-like. The record is from RefSeq and is a predicted model, not a curated record. The transcript has 17 exons. Gene Ontology annotation, biological process: phosphatidylinositol metabolic process. Bases 232 to 2049 code for a protein of 605 amino acids. Lineage: Eukaryota; Metazoa; Chordata; Actinopteri; Perciformes; Cyclopteridae. Gene Ontology annotation, molecular function: phosphatidylinositol kinase activity.